ACCCGUCUACACUGGCGGGGAACUCGAACUUUUCUCUCUCUCCUCUCUUGUCUACCACAUCACGCACCCUUUCUUUGAUACCCUUCCAUCCCCCUCAGUCGCAACAACUGAAUCAAGAUGGCGUUCGGCAAGCUCUUCACCUACCCGGCCAACCCCCGCACCACGGCCAUCCGCGCCGUCGCGAAGGCCAACAACGUUGACCUCGAGUUCAUCGAGGCCGACACUACCAAGCCUUCCGCCGAGCACCUCCAGGCCAACAAGCUCGGCAAGGUUCCCGCCUUCCUCGGCGAGGAUGGAUACCCUCUGUCCGAGUGCAUCGCCAUCGCGAUCUACAUCACCUCCCAGAACGAGAAGACGACCCUUCUCGGCAAGACCAAGCAGGACUACGCUUCCAUCCUGAAGUGGAUGUCGUUCUUCAACUCCGAGGUCCUCCCCCCAAUGGGUGCCUGGUACCGCCCCCUCCUGGGCAAGGACACCUACAACAAGAAGGCUGUCGAGGACUCCUCCAAGGUCGCCCUCAAGGCCAUCAAGGUCGUCGAGGAGCACCUCCUCAGCAACACCUACCUCGUUGGCGAGCGCAUUACCCUCGCUGACCUCUUCGCCGCCGGCAUCAUUGCCCGUGGCUUCGAGUUCUUCUUCGACAAGCAGUGGCGCCAGGAGAACCCCAGCGUCACCCGCUGGUACGACACCAUCGUCAACCAGGACAUCUGGACCGCCGUUGCCGAGAAGCAGGAGUACCUCGAGACCCCCAAGCUCACCAACGUCGCCCCCAAGAAGCCUGAGCAGCCCAAGAAGGAGGCCGCCCCCAAGGCCGCCCCCGCCCCCGCCGCUGAGGAGGCCGCCCCCGCCCCUAAGCCCAAGCACCCCCUUGCUGAGCUUCCCCGCGCCACUUUCGAUCUCGAGGAGUGGAAGCGCCAGUACUCUAACAUCAAGAACCACGAGGAGGCCAUGAAGUGGUUUUGGGACAACGUCAACCUGGAGGAGUUCUCCCUCUGGAAGGUCAAGUACAAGUACAACGACGAGCUCACCCUUACCUUCAUGUCCAACAACCUCAUUGGUGGCUUCAACAACCGCCUCGAGGCUUCCCGCAAGUUCAUCUUCGGAUGCGCUGCAGUCUACGGCCAGAACAACGACUCCGUCAUCGAGGGUGCCUUCGUUGUCCGUGGCCAGGACUUCAAGCCCGCUUUCGACGUCGCUCCCGACUACGAGAGCUACGAGUUCGAGAAGCUCGACGGCACUAAGCCCGAGGACCGCCAGUUCGUCUCUGACUCCUGGGGCUGGGAGAAGCCCACCACCCACAACGGCAAGGAGUACCCCGUUGCCGACGGCAAGGUCUUCAAAUAAGCGAAUUGCUCCGGGGAGUGAUCCGACAUUUAUGGCUUAUGGCAGAGAUGAAACGAGUUUACGAUUAGGCAAGGGGGUGUGUAGACGAUGUUAUGGACCCGAGAAGAACUAUCUUGCGCGUAAUGCCAGAGGCUGUGUGCCAAGUUACUAGUCCGAGCCACUAGGACGAGGCAAUAGAUGCAGGAUGUUCCUGAUCAAAACCAAAAAAGUACAUUUCCCAUCCAUAAUGUGCUCUCCUGCCACGCUUGUGUCCGCCCGUGAAAGUAUUGCUCGUCCAACAACUUGUGAUUAUGCUAAUCCUAAAGGGUAUCUUUCUCGAUGCUGUGGAGUGUGUAUUCUAACAUCCUUGUCCCCAUGAGGCUUCCGCUUCAUUUGCCCGUAUACAUCUGGGCCGCAGUAGGAUAUUUCUGCCGCCUGUCCAGUCAAUCUGUCUU
Messenger RNA from Colletotrichum destructivum, 1778 nucleotides. RefSeq names its product Putative elongation factor 1B gamma, glutathione S-transferase, Thioredoxin-like superfamily. The transcript is spliced from 4 exons. Gene Ontology annotation, molecular function: translation elongation factor activity. Bases 118 to 1344 code for a protein of 408 amino acids. Gene Ontology annotation, cellular component: cytoplasm; nucleus. The record is from RefSeq and is a predicted model, not a curated record. Lineage: Eukaryota; Fungi; Ascomycota; Sordariomycetes; Glomerellales; Glomerellaceae. Gene Ontology annotation, biological process: translational elongation.